AUGAAAAAGAAGACUCCGAUACGAACGAUGGUCGUCCUCGGAUCCGGUGGACACACGACGGAACUACUGGCCUUGUGUAAACGUUUAGAUCGAGACCGCUACGAGCUUGUGUACGUGAAGGCCUCCACGGAUACCACUUCGGCGUCUCGUGUGCAGCAACAAAAUUCGGACUGUAGCACGACAGUGACUAUUUACGACAUUCCUCGUUCACGGGAAGUUGGCCAGUCCUAUGCGAGUAGUGUGGGAUCAACCUUGUACGCAACAGUAUAUGCCUUUCGAUUAGUAUUUGCGGUCCGACCCGACCUUGUACUCUGCAAUGGUCCAGGCACUUGUUUGCCGAUUGCAGUGGCAGCCUUUAUUGGACGCAUAUUUUGCGUCAUGGGAGGACGAAUCAUCUUUUGCGAAAGCUUUUGCCGAGUACAGACGCUUUCUUUGACGGGCAAGUUGCUGUAUGCGUGGGUAGAUAUCUUCAUCGUACACUGGCCUGAUUUGCAUCGCAAAUUUCCCAUGUCCGUUUUGGGAUCCUCCUUUGUACCCAAUUAG
Messenger RNA from Phaeodactylum tricornutum CCAP 1055/1, 543 nucleotides. Its product is annotated as udp-n-acetylglucosamine n-acetylglucosaminyltransferase. The coding region runs from base 1 to 543 and encodes 180 amino acids. NCBI's taxonomy places the organism in Eukaryota, Bacillariophyta, Bacillariophyceae, Surirellales, Neidiaceae. The transcript has a single exon. Gene Ontology annotation, biological process: dolichol-linked oligosaccharide biosynthetic process. Gene Ontology annotation, cellular component: UDP-N-acetylglucosamine transferase complex. The record is from RefSeq and is a predicted model, not a curated record.